AAUCUUAUGGCUUUCAAAUCCUUAAGUAUCUAAUCUCAAGUGGUUUAAUGUCUUGGUAGAGUUGUGAGAGAGAUGUUUACUAAUAAUCAAAGACAAGACGAACGUACUGGCAAGACUGGAACACCAAGGCUUCAAUAUCUACAGGAGCUUGUGAGUCAGUUUCAGAAUGCAACUGAUGAACAAACUAAAGAGAGAACUGUAGCAAACUUGGCGAACUUUUCCUAUGACCCUUACAACUACACCAUCUUACGUCAGCUAAACGUCUUGGAACUAUUCAUAGACUGCAUAGCAGAGCCAAAUGAGAAGCUUGUAGAAUUCGGGAUAGGAGGAAUAUGCAACGCUUGUGCUGAGCCAAAGAACACUGCUACCAUUGUUGAGGCUGAUGGAAUUCCUCUUAUAAUCAAAUGUUUAUCAAGCCCUAUCCGAAAUACUGUAAUUUACGCACUGGGGGCUUUGUAUUACAUUUGUGACUAUAACAGAGCAACAAGAGAGAUGAUUCUGAGAGCAGAAGUGCUGGAUCUCAUCGAGAGGUAUGCAGCAGCUGAGACCGUCAGUGUAAGCUUUAGUAACUUGGCUAAGGCGUUUCUUGACAAUCAUGUUCAUGCAAGCACAUUAUAG
Messenger RNA from Eruca vesicaria subsp. sativa (arugula), 618 nucleotides. Lineage: Eukaryota; Viridiplantae; Streptophyta; Magnoliopsida; Brassicales; Brassicaceae. The record is from the annotation of a GenBank genome assembly.